This is a messenger RNA of Myxozyma melibiosi, 1270 nucleotides long. RefSeq lists its product as uncharacterized. The transcript is spliced from 6 exons. The record is from RefSeq and is a predicted model, not a curated record. Gene Ontology annotation, cellular component: nuclear speck. Lineage: Eukaryota; Fungi; Ascomycota; Lipomycetes; Lipomycetales; Lipomycetaceae. Gene Ontology annotation, molecular function: RNA binding. Gene Ontology annotation, biological process: mRNA splicing, via spliceosome. Bases 220 to 810 code for a protein of 196 amino acids.
CUAUUAUAAGUAGAUAAAAGAGAUCGCUCUUAUUCUACUGAUUCGAAUAAUAGUAUCAUAUUAACAGCAUUAAUAAAAUACUCCGUACUUAAUACACUGACCAUCAUCAUUUCCUCCUUCUCCUCCAGGGCAAGGGUUAUCAACUUUCUCAAUCUUCUUUCUUCCUCGCUCUCUUCACUUCUCUUUUCAUCUGCAGAUCCAUCUCAUCCUAUACAGAACAUGGCAUCUAGAACUACUCUUUACGUUACUGGCUUUGCAUCCGACGUCCGCGCUCGCGACCUCGCCCACGAAUUCGAACGAUUUGGACGACUUGUGCGCUGCGAUAUCCCCGCUCCUCGCAAUCCUUCUUCUAGACCCUUUGCGUUUGUUGAGUAUGAGGACCGUCGUGAUGCCGAAGAUGCUUACUAUGACAUGCACCACCGUCGUAUCCGGUCCGGCGAUAUCCUAAACAUCGAGUGGGCGCGCAACACGCCUUCCGCCUCUUGGCGCUUCGAAGACCGUCCUCGACGACGCCGGCCUUCAUUCUCGCCUCCUCCCCGCCGCGGCCGCGAUGACUCUCGUUCGCCUCCUCCCCGCCGCGGCGGCCGAGACGAUUCUCGCUCGCGCUCCCCCGCUCCUCGUCGCUCGCCUAGUCCUCGUGAGAACCGGUCGUUGAGUCCCCGUCGCUCGCCGCGCGAUGACGACGAGCGUCGGGACAGCAAAGCUAGCGAGCAUGCUGAGCGAGACCAGAGUCCGUACGGAAACGAUAAAACCGAUGAGCCGAAAGAGAGAUCUUACGACGACCAGGACGGCGACGUCGCCGAAGAUUAAACAUUUACUUACGUAUCUAAACUCCUUGUUUUCUGCUUUUAUGUACUUUGUUUUGCUAUAUAUGUUGUGAUUUUGAGAGCUGUAUGUACGAUGAAGUGACAUCGAUUGUUGUUGUAAAAAGUUGGCUUGCUACUUUUCGUGAUUGUUGUAUCUAGAGCGCCUCACACACUCACUCGCUCGCGUCGUUUUAAGAGCACCAAACGGCGUCGAUCGAUCGAUCGAUUCGAAUCGUGUCGGGUAUACCUCUGAACCGUCGAAGGAUUUGAACAGGUUUGCUUUGCGACUAUCGGCAUCGAGACCACGACGACGACGAGUUACGAUGACGACGACCGCGACUACGACGACGACGACGACGGCGACGGCGACGACUACGACGACGGACGGUUUUGUUUGAGUAUUUGUGAAAUAGCUAACUGUGAAUCAAACAAACUACUUCCUAAAAGCAACAAGUAAAACAAUA